CGCGCGCGCCGGGACCCGGAAGCAUCUCUCGGCGAUGGCGGCGGCAGAGGGCGCGGGGCAGCAGUGGGUGCUGGUGGAGAUGGUCCAGGCCUUCUAUGAGGCUCCAACUUACCAUCUUAUUUUGGAAGGUAUUCUAAUCCUAUGGAUAAUCAGACUUCUUUUCUCCAAGACGUACAAGCUUCAGGAGCGAUCUGACCUCACACCUAAGGAAAAGGAAGAAUUGAUUGAAGAAUGGCAACCAGAGCCACUAGUUCCUCCUGUAUCAAAAGACCAUCCAGCUCUCAACUACAAUGUUGUUUCAGGGCCUCCAAUUCAUAACAUUGUCGUGAACGGCAAGGAAUGCAUAAACUUUGCGUCAUUUAAUUUUCUUGGGCUUUUGGAUAAUGAAAGGGUCAAGAAUGCAGCCCAGAAAUCUCUGACAAAAUACGGUGUUGGCACCUGUGGCCCAAGAGGAUUUUAUGGAACCUUUGAUGUACAUCUGGAACUGGAGGAACGACUUGCCAAAUUUAUGAGGACCGAGGAAGCUAUCAUAUAUUCCUAUGGAUUUGCUACAAUUGCCAGUGCUAUUCCUGCCUAUUCAAAACGAGGAGACAUUGUUUUUGUUGAUGAAGCAGCCUGCUUUGCUAUUCAGAAAGGCUUACAGGCUUCCAGAAGCAACCUUAAGUUUUUUAAACAUAAUGAUAUGGCUGACCUUCAUCAUCUACUCAAAGAGCAGGAGAUUGAAGAUCAGAAGAACCCUCGUAAAGCUCGUGUAACCCGGCGCUUUAUCGUGGUUGAGGGUUUGUAUGUUAACACUGGAGAUAUUUGUCCUCUUCCGGAAUUGGUGAAAUUGAAAUACAAAUACAAAGUCAGGUUAUUUUUGGAAGAAAGUCUUUCCUUCGGAGUGCUGGGAGAACAUGGACGAGGAGUUACAGAACAUUUUGGAAUAAAUAUGGAUGACAUUGAUCUUAUAAGUGCAAAUAUGGAAAACUCCCUGGCUUCUAUUGGAGGGUUUUGCUGCGGGCGAUCCUUUGUUAUUGAUCACCAGAGAUUAUCUGGUCAAGGGUACUGCUUUUCAGCCUCUCUGCCUCCUCUCCUAGCUGCUGCCGCCAUUGAGGGCCUCAACAUCAUGGAGGAAAACCCAGGCAUUUUUCAGAUUUUACGACAAAAAUGCAAGCGAAUACACCAGGCUUUACAAGGGAUUCCUGGUCUACGUGUAGUGGGGCAAUCCCUUUCUCCAGCAUUACACCUCCGCUUAGAAGACAGCACUGGAUCUCGAGAGAGUGAUGCAAGGCUACUGAAGGAGAUUGUUGAUUAUUGUAUGAACAGAGGUAUUGCAUUAACCCAGGCUCGCUAUUUGGAUAAAGAAGAAAAAUUCCUCCCACCACCCAGCAUCCGAGUCGUAGUGACAGUAGAACAGACAGAACCGGAAUUGGACAAAGCUGCCUCACUUAUCAGGGAAGCUGCCGAGUCAGUGCUGAAUUGAGGCCUGCAUACUUGAGUCUUCAUCCUUCACACAACACUGGGAAUACCGAUUUUCCUACUGUAUGGCGGAUUGGCUUGUGCUCCCAAGGUUCAAGCUGGUUGACUUUCUCUUCUGACGGAAGUAGAAAGCUCAACUUCCACGGAGUCAUUCCAGAACAAAAAAAAAAAGUCACAAAUAUGGGAAUGUGAAACUGCUCACUGUAUAAGUACUGUUUCGAUUGGAGAUCAUUGUUAACACUGGCAUUUUACAUGAGUUUCACCUCUGUUCUUAAAGGGCCUUAUUCCUUUCCCUGGCUCUCUAAAUGUGUAAAACAAGCCGAGCUAUUUUUGAGAGUUUUGUGUGUAAUGCUAAUGAACAUGAAAAGGAUGUGAAAACUUACACGAUAUUCUUCAUUUAACCUCUCUUAAGAGGUAUUAUUUUAAAUAACAUUCCCCCGAAAAGGUUCCUAUUACUGUCAGACCAGAUAGUUAAACGGUAUUAUGGAAUUAUGCUUUUGAAUAAUGUACUUAAGUAGCUUUUAUUACACUGGGUAUGUGGGAAUUUUGUACACUUUUUUUUAAAGAUCUUUUGGUUUUUGAAAUUCCCAGAAGGAGCUGUUUUUCUAACUAUUUGUCUGGUUUACAUUAAAUGUCUUAUCUCAUGCCAGUUCCUUUAUUCUAUACAAGUUGACCUUUCCUGUGAUUUUACCAUGCAUUUAACUUUUAUACCGGUGAUCGCCAGUGCAAUCUGUAUGCACGCAGAGAUGAAAUGCUGCUAGAAUUUCUUCCGCCAAGCAAACAAAACAAAUAUUGAUCUCUUACCAUAAUCUGGUGGGUGCAUAAAUUAAUGGGAAAACUAAUUCACUCAUGAUGUUUCUUGUCCAUGUUUACUCAUCAAUACCUUUUAAAACCAUGAAUAAAUUAGAAAUACUUAACAUUUAGUUGCAUGGGCACAUAUCCCUACUGUAAUCAGGAAGUUCCAAUUUCUCUCUCUCUCUCUCUCUCUUUCUUUCUCUCUUUCUUUCUCUCAAUUACUUGCUUGAGACCACCACUCAGGUCUCUGCUAAAGAUGUGCAGAAAAGGGACUUUCAUUGAUAUCGUAGAAGUUUCAGUAUGUCACCUAGAGUCAGGAGGACCUUUUUUGCCCUUCAAGGAAGUUAUCAUACUAUGAAUUUGCCAUGAUAAGUGUUCCAGAUUUCUGGUGAAUACUAUUUUUUAAAGACUUUCUGUUACGUCUGGGUUGUUUCUACACUCCUGUGCCUUUUUUGGUUGCUGCUACAUAUUCCAGCACUCUAUGACACAUAAUUUUUUAAAAAAAUAAAAGCAUAUAUUUGAUCCUG
Molecule: messenger RNA, 2783 nt
Organism: Lacerta agilis (Sand lizard)
Lineage: Eukaryota; Metazoa; Chordata; Lepidosauria; Squamata; Lacertidae
Gene: SPTLC1
Product: serine palmitoyltransferase long chain base subunit 1
Exons: 15
Coding region: 35-1465 (476 amino acids)
Biological process (GO): sphingosine biosynthetic process; ceramide biosynthetic process
Cellular component (GO): endoplasmic reticulum
Molecular function (GO): pyridoxal phosphate binding; serine C-palmitoyltransferase activity
Source: RefSeq, a predicted model, not a curated record